AUGGUGACGAGGCGGCGGCCGCUCGAGCCUAGCGGCGGCGGCCGGCGAGAGCUGGGGCGCGGGCCCGGGCCGCCUCUCCCAGAGCGCGGGGCCGGGCGGCGGGCGCGCCCAGGCGGCGGCUGCGAGCGCCCCCCCGCGCCGCGCCCCCGCGCCCCCCGCGCCGCGCCCCCGUGCGCCUGGCUUGCGGGGGGCCGGGCCUGCGGGCGGCCGCCGCGCCGUGCACCCAUGGACGGCCCGGCCAUCAUCACCCAGGUGACCAACCCCAAGGAGGACGAGGGCCGGGCGCCAGGCGCGGGGGAGAAAGCCUCACAGUGCAAUGUCAGCUUAAAGAAGCAGAGGAGCCGCAGCAUCCUCAGCUCCUUCUUCUGCUGCUUCCGUGAUUACAAUGUGGAGGCCCCUCCGCCCAGCAGCCCCAGUGUGCUUCCGCCGCUGGUGGAGGAGAAUGGUGGGCUCCAGAAGCCACCAGCUAAAUACCUCCUUCCAGAGGUGACGGUGCUUGACUAUGGAAAGAAAUGUGUGGUCAUUGAUUUAGAUGAAACAUUGGUGCACAGUUCAUUUAAGCCUAUUAGUAAUGCUGAUUUUAUUGUUCCGGUUGAAAUCGAUGGAACUAUACAUCAGGUAUACGUGCUGAAGCGGCCACAUGUGGACGAGUUCCUCCAGAGGAUGGGGCAGCUCUUUGAGUGUGUGCUCUUUACUGCCAGCUUGGCCAAGUAUGCAGACCCUGUGGCUGACCUCCUAGACCGCUGGGGCGUGUUCCGGGCCCGGCUCUUCAGAGAGUCGUGUGUUUUUCACCGUGGGAACUACGUGAAGGACCUGAGUCGCCUUGGACGGGAGCUAAGCAAAGUGAUCAUCGUUGACAAUUCUCCUGCCUCGUACAUCUUCCAUCCUGAGAAUGCAGUGCCUGUGCAGUCCUGGUUCGAUGACAUGACGGACACAGAGCUGCUGGACCUCAUCCCCUUCUUUGAGGGCCUGAGCCGGGAGGACAACGUGUACAGCAUGCUGCACAGACUCUGCAAUAGGUAGCCCUGGCCUGGGCCUGCAUCGCGCCUGUGCACUCUGGAACUUCUGGCCUCAGGGGACCUGCCUGCCCUCAGCUCCCCAGGAGCCGAACGUGAGAUUCUCCGCGCUCCAGGCCACAGGGUGAUUGUGGCCAUGCCUACCUGUUUUGUUUUUUAGAAACAGAAACAACUAUUUUAAAAAGAACUCUUUUAACAAAUUUCAUAAAGGGACAUGCAUUUUACUGGAUUUGCUUUUCUUAAAACAUACCAAAAAGAAAAAAAAAAUGAAAAAAAAAAAGCUUGAUAUCUAUCAGACUUCCUUCCAACUGUCCUCCCCUACAAGCAGACCAACUGUCCCCUUCUAUUCCAGCUCAGAGCAGCUGACCCAACUCAGAAUCUCUUUCCUACAGGAUGAAGUGCCUUUUGAAUGUUAUUUUAAGCUGAGAGUUAAUUUUUCUACAUAUUUCAAGACAUCUUUUAAUCUUUUAUUGUCUUAGAUACUCUAAGAUGAACACGACAAUUUUCUAGAACCUGGUAGCGUGUGUGUGUGUGUGUGUGUGUGUGUGUGUGUGUGUGUGUGUGUGUGUGGUGGGGGGGGUAGUAAGGGUGUGAGUCACAGGAGCCCGUCUCCUAACAGGUGGGACUUUGCUCUGACGACCUGUGGCAUGCUGCAGGGUCAGGCUCCUGACAGGAGUGUUUUGUGACUGUGUCAUUGUCUCCAUGCAUUUCUGACCCAGUUUGGAAUGUAUCUGCAAUUGUGUGGCUCAACACUUUAGGAAACAAUAGAUUCUUUUAUAUUAUUUCAGAUGGUGACAAAUUUGUCUUGAGGUCACAUUUUCCCCUUGAAAAGUGACAUCAUGUCACUUCUCUCUCACACUACUGCCAUACUUGUGUUUUUUAUUGGUUUUGGUAGAACAGUUAUAAGAAACCCUAAAACCCUUGGAUAUAUUUUUAAGAAUCUGUUUAUUGAGUUUUAAAUCUUUCCUUUCCAAAAGCUGGAUACACAUGGAGCUGUUUGGGAGUUUUCUUUGCUGCUACCGCGCUGCCACCAAAUGGAAUUGACCAGCGGCUGUUACACUGUUCUUUGCCACUGUGCCUAUGAUCAGAAUAUGCUCACUGCUAAGCUGCAAACUUGGACAGGGUCAGAAACAUAGGUGUCCCACCCCAUCGCAGACUGCACCAACUGCAUCCCUUCCCUGGCACUGGCCACCGAAGUGUACAAAGGCAAAAGGACCAAAGCACCACACAGGAGUGGCAUUAAUGUUAAGCUUCAGUCGACAUCAGAUCCUGCUUGACAAGCUGACGGACUGUUCUCUCUUGAGAACAUGUGGCCUCAGUCAGCCACCAAGCUGAUACGGCCCCAGUCCAUCUCUUGGUCUUCUCCUUUGAAGCACAGCCUGUUGCUGAGCCAAGGGUUGGGGAAGCCUGUCUAGAUGUGGGGCUCCUUGCCCCAAACCAGCCAGAGGAGGGGCUCCCUCCUCUGAGCCUGGGCUCUCUCUUUGCAGCCUUUCCCAGUUUGGUGUUUAAGCAGUGCCAUGUUCCUUGUUUGCCAACAAGGCAGUCUGUAAAGUAUUGCUCUUAAAAAUAAUUUAAAAGAACCCUUUUGUGUUGGCACCAUUGCCUUAGUCCUCUGUGGGUUGGUCCUCAGCCAGAGUUCUGGUGGGAGCAACUGGUACUUAACAAAACUAGAGAUGGGGGGGGAGGGAAUCAGAGUAAAAUUUCUUAUUUUUGCUUUCAUUCACAAAGUAUGAAACCAGCUGCCAGUCACGUCCUCCCAGCAGCACUUUGGUCUGUGGACUGCCGUGCAUUCAGAAGGGAAGUAAGUAUUCAGGGGGUAACCAGGUCUCCCAACAUUCUGAGUGUUCUGAACCCAGUAAUCCCCAUGCCAAUUAAAAUAGUAACAGCCCGUUGCUAGGCAUUACCACAGAUAAUGACAGUUACCUGGUAGAUCUGCACAUGCCACAAACCUUUAUUUGGAAAACCAGUCAUUAAAUGAACCCGCUGCCUUAAAUGUCUUGAAUGUUGCAGUCAAGUGUCUGUCGUGCUGAUAUCCACACAGAACCAGGCCCUGAUGACAGCCUUAGACCCUCACCCGUUCCCCCCUCUUUGUUGGCAUCACAGGGCCUUAGUCGGAAGAGGGGGCAGAGAGGAUUGUAAUUCCAAAAUAUUUCAGGGGAAGUGAACCUGGGAAUAGUGCUCCACUUCUGACAGAUGGAGUGAAGACACUUGGCAGGCUUGAGCCAGACACUUCACCUAGUAGUUCCUGAAACUGUGAGCACCAGUGCACUAAUCCAGUGUGGGGCUGUUGGGGACAGAGCCCAGUUCCUGCCACCACAGACACAGAAUGUCUUGGGAGGGCCAGCAAAGCCCUCUGAGGGUUCUGGAAUCUGUGCACCUUAUUUGACUACACUCCAAAAUUCCGUUUUUAUUUUAACCCUUGAAUCUGUUUUAUGUACAUAAUCAAAAUAUCUAUAUCUAUAUAUAUUUUUAAUCAUCUACAUGUAAAUGAAGCAAUAGAAUUCUAACAUAAGGCCAAGAAAUGAGGUGAAUGUUUGGGGUUUAUGUUUUUUAAGGUAAAUACGGGUAUUGUUUUUAAUUAUUACCUUUUAUUAAAUUGUGGGCUUUAAAACCUAAUGAAACCUGUUAGCUACUUCUCUGUGCCAUAUACUUUCCAUGUUACCAAAAUACCCCCAACUCUUUAGCCAAAAGAGAAGUCUGACGUCCUGAGUUUCCUUGGUCCUUUCUGUACCAGGUUAAAAUGUAGUCUGCUGGACAAGUAUUUUUUGUGUUAAGAUCUGGGUCAGGAUGCCUUGGGUUCAUGGACUCCCGCCCACUAUGGUGUUGUGACUUCUCUGGCCAGGCCCCAGGUGGAGGUGCCCAGGCACUCCUGACGUCCUUAAUGCUGUCUUCCAUUUGCUUUGGAAUCUUACGUGUUGGUCUGUGGUUUCACGCCUUAGCUGUUUGUAAACAAUGCAUUUGUAUACUAAAAAGGGACACUGCCUGUCACAGUUGAUGGUUGUUGGGGGGAAGCUCCUUUGACAUGGUGCAAUUUUGAUGAGAUGACUUUGGGGACAUGAGGAUGCCCUAAUGGCACUGACUUGUCAUGGUUGCAGCAUUUGAAUUUUUGAUGUAAAAAAGAAAUCUGUAAGUCUAUAUAUAACCUGGCAACAAUUUACAACCCUGUAUUUUUAAAAAUGGCUUUCUAUUACAAUCCAGAACCACACAGCCCUAUGGUCAAACACUCCUGACGUUUGUGCCUCUGCUUUUAAAGGUGCUGUGCUGGACAGCUGGCAUGCCAGGGUUCAGGAAGAGUGGAUGGCUUAAAGUACUUGCAGUUACCUGUGCAGAAUUGGCUGGCUGCCUCUGUUCCUGUUUUACUGUAAAUUUGAUUGUGUCUGUUCCUGUCCCAUUCUCCCAGGAGCUUCUCUGCAGACUGACACCCCCCAGAUAGUAGAGAUGCUGGUGUCUGGGUAGUCAUGGAUUUGUGUUGGACAUUUGAAUGUGAUAAACAAUCCAGCAUUACUUGGGAAAUGCUACAUGUGGAAUGUGCACGUUUCCAGGGGCAAGUAUUGUCAAUCAAGAGGUUUGCAAUGAUUUCCUUCCUGCCAAAAAUAAACAUGCGAAACUGCA
This is a messenger RNA of Lemur catta (Ring-tailed lemur), 4628 nucleotides long. RefSeq names its product CTD small phosphatase like (gene CTDSPL). NCBI's taxonomy places the organism in Eukaryota, Metazoa, Chordata, Mammalia, Primates, Lemuridae. The record is from RefSeq and is a predicted model, not a curated record. Gene Ontology annotation, molecular function: RNA polymerase II CTD heptapeptide repeat phosphatase activity.